AUGAUUGUUUUCCAAAUUCAGGCUUGGUUAUUAUCGGAUUCAGUGCCGCGAAAUGAUUUUGUAUCAGCGAAUCGUGAGGGUAUCUACUCACUACUAGGCUAUUUGGCAUUGUAUUAUUUGUCGUCAGUGUUGGGAUCGUUUAUUUCAUCGACGGGAAUUCGUUUAAAAUCGUGGAUCUAUCGUGAUUUACAACUGCUCUUAUGGACGUUGGUGUUGUUCGCAUUGCAGAAAUUAUGCGAAUCCUUAUUUGGACCACCAUCGCGACGUAUUGUAAAUGCGCCAUAUAUUAUUGAAAUGCUCGUCUUUCACACAUUUAUGACGGCUGGUUUCUUGUUCGUUCAGCUCGUCUCGUUCUUCGGAUGGGCUGCUCAAAUGCCGCAAUUUAAAAGAGAUGAAAAUGCAUUCGAGCUGCUUCAACCGUGCUUAUUGCGUGCAAUUAAUAAGAAUGCAAUGUGUUUUUUCAUCAUAGCGAAUGUCUUAACUGGUGUAGUGAAUAUGCUCGGCAUACCGUCAAAAUACAGUGGACAAUAUCAAUCAACUGCGUGUAUUACAUUGUAUAUUUUAAUUGUUUGUGCAUCCAUUUUUGCUUUAUCGAAGAGACGGAGGAGUUAA
Molecule: messenger RNA, 612 nt
Organism: Anisakis simplex (herring worm)
Lineage: Eukaryota; Metazoa; Nematoda; Chromadorea; Rhabditida; Anisakidae
Source: the annotation of a GenBank genome assembly